Molecule: messenger RNA, 537 nt
Organism: Vespula vulgaris
Lineage: Eukaryota; Metazoa; Arthropoda; Insecta; Hymenoptera; Vespidae
Exons: 2
Coding region: 165-503 (112 amino acids)
Cellular component (GO): nucleus
Molecular function (GO): zinc ion binding
Source: RefSeq, a predicted model, not a curated record
GCGCCAAUAGUGUGAAGUCUCUGAUAAACAAACUCAAGAAUCUAAAGGGAAGAACAUCUUGAAAUAAUAGUUUUUAGUGCAUAAUAUUCAUUGUUAAGCACUAAAUCUAAGUGAUCAUUAAUAAGUGCAAAUACCAAAGAGGAAAUUAAAAAUACAAUAGCAAAAUGGGUAGUACGGAUAAAGCUGUAAUUACAGGUUUCAUAUGCAGACUUUGCAGUAAAAUGAACCGUUUCGUGAUCCACAUUUACGGUGAAGAGGGUGAAAGAAUGAAACUUGCGGAAAAAAUCAAUGCUUAUCUUCCAAUUACGGUAAAUAUGAAUGAUCCGCUACCCAAAACUGCAUGUCUACAUUGUAUUGAACGAUUGGAAGCACAUCACGAACUAAUGGAACAGUUCAUGUUUGCUAGGCGGAGGUUACCUACUGAAAAUAAAACCUCAGCAGUGGCAUCUUCUUCCACAGCAACUAUUGACGCUGCACCAACGUCUAGCCCUCCUCCAUGUUGACAUGUACAAUCAUGAUAAUCCCUUUUUUUUUUUU